This is a messenger RNA of Anneissia japonica, 8996 nucleotides long. Its product is annotated as glycogen debranching enzyme-like. The record is from RefSeq and is a predicted model, not a curated record. Gene Ontology annotation, molecular function: 4-alpha-glucanotransferase activity; amylo-alpha-1,6-glucosidase activity. NCBI's taxonomy places the organism in Eukaryota, Metazoa, Echinodermata, Crinoidea, Comatulida, Comatulidae. Gene Ontology annotation, biological process: glycogen biosynthetic process; glycogen catabolic process.
GCAUUGGUUAACGUCACUGGGACUCUCAUUGACUGAUACAGGUAUUUCGCCGGUGUUGAUGUCCAAAACUUGGUUUAGGCAGGGAGUUUGCAAGAGCCAAGGAAGGGAUCCAGAAUGUUUGAGCAAGUGAGGCAGCUUCAGCUAAAUCAGAAUGAAUUUCUUGACACUACUUUGCACUCACUAAAGAAAGGUUGGAUUUUGCAUUUUGUGCUUGGGUCAUCCCUGCAAGCAAGCAAAGUACGUGUUUUCACCAAUCAUCCGACAACAGCUUCCAAACGUUUCAAGCGCAAUGAGUUCUACGAACUAGCUUGGGAGAGCCAUGCCAAGUCGAAAUGUGAUGCAUCCGACAACUACUGCGAAGUACUCAUAGCAGAAGCUGGAUCUUACCAAUAUUAUUUCACUCUUCAAGAUGGGUUGAAAAUAAUUGGAUCUGGUUACUUUGUUGUUGAGCCAACGUUGCAUUUGACCUCAGAAUCUGACCUCUUGCCUUUAGAUUGCAUCACAAUACAGACAGUUCUUUCCAAAUGUCUCGGCCCAUUUUCAGAAUGGGAGGACCGCCUCUCUGUCACCAGGAACACUUCGUACAAUAUGAUCCAUUUUACACCCAUACAGAAGUUGGGCGCAUCAAAUUCCUCUUAUUCCAUCAACAAUCAAAAUAAAUUGAAUCCCACGAUAACUGCUGGUAGUGAUGUCACGUUCAACAGCAUUGGUGAGCUUGUAGAGAAAAUGCAAACUGAAUGGGGAGUGCUGAGCGUAAUGGAUGUGGUGUGGAACCAUACAUCAUUUGACAGCCAAUGGCUGAAAGAGCAUCCAGAAUGCGGGUACAACCCAAUCAACUCUCCACAUCUUCGACCCGCUUUUAUCCUUGAUCGACAUCUUAACCAGUUCAGCCGGGAUGUCAUGGAAGGCAGAUGGGAGUCAAAAGGGGUUCCACCAGUCAUUGAUGCAGACCACCACAUCCAGGCAAUUCAACACGUUCUUCAGGAGCAUAUGCUACCGGACCUGAAGCUUUGGCAGUUUUAUCAAGUUGAUGUUUCCAAAAUUGUUGAAGAAUUUUAUGCACAUGUCAAAGAUAUACCAUACACUAAGGAUGAUGAUGUCAUAGAUGCAAAUGAAGUUGUUAUCAUACAAGACCCAAAAUUCAAGAGAUAUGGAUGUACAAUAGAUAUGGAUAUUGCUGGCAAAGUCUUCCAUAACAACAGGUCAGACCUUGAAGGGGGUGAAGACAUUAUGGUAGAAAACAAAUCGAAAUUGAAGUCUCAUUUGGAAAAACUGAAUAAACACGCUGAGACUGAAGUGAAAGAGGACUUGCGAUUGGCUGUCAAUAGUGUGAUGUCUCACGUUUAUUACCACUACGUUAAUCCCAGUGGCCCUCGUGUUGGCAAAGUCACUACCAAGAAUCCGCUUGUGCCAAAAGGCUCUGAAUGCCUAUAACUCACAUGAGCAAGGCCGUCUUGUGUACCGUUAUGGAGGCAACCCUGUUGGAUCUUUCUUGCAACCGCCUGUUAGACCUUUGACCUCAUCAGUCGCUCAUGCCUUGUUAAUGGAUGUUACCCAUGACAACCCUUCUCCAAUUGAGAAACGUUCUGUGUAUGAUAUGCUACCUAGUGCAGGCCUGGUUGCUAUGGCAAGCUGCGCAAGUGGCUCAAGCAGAGGGUAUGAUGAACUGGUUCCUCAUCACAUACAUGUGGUGAAAGAGAAGCGUUUGUAUCCAAGAUGGAAUGAAGAUUGUUGCAGCAGUGCAGAAGUGAACCUGUCAACUGGAAUUAUAGCUGCCAAAAAGGCUCUUAAUAACCUCCAUCAAACACUUGGUUAUGCUGGAUUUAAUCAGGUAUAUGUUGAUCAAGUUGAUGAGAGUAUUGUUGCAGUGACGCGACAUUGCCCCAAUAAUCACCAGUCCGUUAUCCUGGUAGCAAGGACAAGUUUUCAGCCCCCUUCAAAUCCAGGCUACACUGGCUAUGUCCCACCUCUAUGCAUACCUGGAGUGGUAGAUGAGAUUGUUUUGGAAGCAAAAAUGGUUCAGAAAAAAGGAAGCAGUGGCUUUAAAAAGAACAAUAACUUUGUGAAUGGCUUGUCGGAAUACAGAGUGGAAAUGCAGGAGCAUAUCCCGCUAUUCAGCAGUAACAUGGUGGAGUUGACAGACGGUGGGGAGAUGAACUCACCGGUGCAAGAGGUGGACUUCAUUGAUUUUCCUCCGGGGAGUGUUAUUGCGUUCCGAAUUAGUCUGAAUCCUGUUGCAAGAAUGGCUGUGCAAUCGUUGCGGUCGUGUGUCGCUCAGUUUGGGUACCGUGUGAGAACUUUGAGCGGCAAUUCUCCACGGAGCAAUUGCGACUUCAUGUCGAUUGCGGAAAAGUUGACCCUGGGUGAUAUGAACCAGGUUCUGUAUCACUGUGAGAAUGAAGAAAAGGAUGAUGGGAAAGGAGGUGGCCUCUACCACAUUCCAGGCUAUGGAAAUACAGUUUAUUGCGGAAUACAAGGUUUUAUGAGCAUUUUAUCUGAUAUCCAUAAGAAGAAUGACUUAGGACAUCCACUAUGCAAGAAUUUACGUGAUGGUGAUUGGAUGGCAGGCUACACUGCAAACCGUCUGAAAUGGCAUCCGUCAACCAGAGAGCUUGGAAAAUGGUUUGAGAAUGCUUUCGAACCUUUGAAGCACAUUCCAAGGUAUUUAAUUCCGUCCUACUUUGACGCCAUUCUUGCUGGUGCUCACUCAGCCUUGCUUAAUCUUUGUUGGAAGAAGAUGACACCGUUUGUUGCGCAAGGUUCCUCCUUCGUUAAAGCAUUGGCACUUGGUUCGGUACAAAUGUGUUGCAUUGUCAAAACUGCGCCUCUUCCAAAACUCUCACCAGCCCUUGCUGACGUGCCAACUAUUGUGGAAGAGGAUUCUGGAAAGCAAAAGCAGAACGUUGUUAGCAUGGCAGCAGGACUACCGCAUUUCUCCAGCGGAUUUAUGAGGUCAUGGGGUCGUGACACAUUCAUUGCUUUCAGAGGACUCCUGCUACUUACAGGGCGCUUUGAUGAGGCUAAGUACAUAAUACUUGCGUUUGCUGGGACUGUCCGUCAUGGUUUAAUUCCCAACUUACUUGGCGGUGGACAACAUGCCCGGUACAACUGCCGUGAUGCUGUCUGGUGGUGGCUGCAGUGCAUCCAAGACUACUGCAGUAUGGCACCAGAUGGCAGGGAACUCUUGACGUGUAAAGUCUCAAGGAUGUAUCCAAAGGACUGUGAUGAAGCUCAACCAGCAGGCUUUGUGGAUCAAGAUUUAUCAGAAGUUAUACAAGAAUGUUUACAACGCCAUGCUCAUGGUAUAUCGUUUCGGGAAAGACAUGCUGGUACAGGAUUAGACGUGAAUAUGACAGACAAAGGAUUUGAUGUUUGUGCUGGCAUAGAUCCCCAAACUGGAUUUCCAUUCGGGGGCAGUGAAUGGAACUGCGGAACAUGGAUGGAUAAAGUUGGAGAAUCCGAUUGGGCAGGAAAUCGUGGACAUCCUGCCACCCCAAGGAAUGGUUCUGCUAUUGAGAUUGUUGGCCUGUGUAAGAGUGCAGUUAAAUGGCUUAAGGAGUUGAGCAGCCAAGGUCAUUAUCCUUUCAACUAUGUACAGAUCAUGAUUGAUGGUAAGCUCAGUAGUAUGACAUAUGCAGAAUGGGACAAGAAAAUCCAGCAAAACUUUGAGAAUAAAUUUUGGAUCAGUGUGGAUGCAGACCGAGAGGUUGAUAAGAUGAUCAACCAGAGCGGUAUCUACAAAGACACGGUCGGAGCCACUCAAUUCUGGGCAGACUAUCAGCUUCGGCCCAACUACCCCAUCGCCAUGGUUGUGGCACCUGAGUUGUUCACUCCCGCAAAUGCAUGGACAGCAAUACAGAUGGCGGAAAAGAGUCUUCUUGGACCGCUUGGGAUGAAAACAUUGGACAAAAGUGAUUGGGCAUAUAAUGGUAUAUAUGACAAUGGAUAUGAUGGUCCAGACAAGAACACUGCAAGGGGAUUCAACUACCACCUUGGACCAGAGUGGAUAUGGCCAACAGGGUAUUUCCUGCGUGCAAAGCUUCAUUUUAGUAAACUUGUAUUACCGCCGUCAGGUCAAGCUGAGGUCAUCAGCACGGUCCAGCAAACCCUAAUACAACACCACCAAGCUCUGGAAGCAUCGCCUUGGAGAGGUCUUGCUGAACUGACUAAUGAGGAUGGAGCUUACUGUAAAGACAGCUGCCCCACUCAAGCAUGGUCUAUGAGUUGUAUCCUAGAGGUGUUGUAUGAUUUAGAUCAAAUGAUCAAAACCAGAGAAAACAUAGAAUAAGCAAUUAAGGGAUGUUUGAAUUUUAUUAUAGUUCCUUUAAGUGUAAAGUUUUAUAUAUUUUAUAGGUGGUGGUGGUAAUCAGUGAAUAGAAGGGAGCUAUAAAGAAUUUGAUAUGAAUUGGAAAAUUAUGAAAAGUUGUGAGAACAAAAUGAAUGAUGUUUUAUUGAAUGAGAUGUGUUAAUGAAUACUGGAUACUGUUUACAAUUACUAAAUGCAUAACAUGUGAAUGCAUACCAUCUGAAUGCAUACAAUAGUGCAUCAUACCAUGUAAACGUAUCAUAUCAUUUUAAUUCAUGCAUUGUGUGAAUGGACUCUUAUGUAAAUGCAUACUGUUUGAAUACAGACCAUGUUACUGCAUAAAGUGUAAAUGCAUGUGAAUGCAAAACUCAAAAUAUGUACCAUCAUAAAUACAUCCUGUAUGGAUUUCCAUCUGAAUGUAUCUCAUUAAUACCAUGUGAACGCAAAUCAUCUGAAUAGUACCAUAUGGAUGCAUACUUUUGAUUUGAACACAUAAGUGUGAAUGCAUAUCAUCUCAUUAGUACAGUGUGAAUGCAUUUCACCUCAUUAGUACAAUGUGAGUGCAUAUUAUCUCAUUAGUAUAGUGUGAAUGCAUAUUUUUCAUCUCAAUUAGUAUAGUGUAUAGCUUUCAGCAUACAUCUCAAAUUGCUAGUUACUGAGUGAACCAAUAUUAUAGAUUGCCAAUUUGAAUGCAUAGCAUUUCGUUAAUGCAGUAUAAAUACGUCAUUUCAUUCGUACAGUGGUUCUCAGGAACUGGGCCCUGGGCUUCCUGAAUACACAGCACUCUUCCAACAGAGUGUUGGAAUUAAAGUCCAGGAGCAGACAUCCAGAAAUUAAAACAUUUUUUUUUUUAAUAAAAUAUCAAUUCCCAAUGCAAAGUUGUUUACUCACAGCUAGGCUCCCUUACAUUCUGAAAUUUAAAUAGUCUGAAAUAAUGAAGAAAUGGUUGCUAGAUAGAAUUCACAGAGAUUGGAUACGAAUCAAUUUAUAGUAAUACAACAGGCUACGCUAUUAUUUACGGCCACUUUUGUUACUCUCGUAAAUCAAUUACUAAAGUACAUGUACCCCCAACUCUUCCUCGCCCUUUGUUAAAUAAAUAAAAGUUUGUAAGUGCAUACCAUGAACAGUGGUUACAAGCUCUCAUGGAAUCCUGGUCAUAAGUCUGCUGGAUGCCAAGCACUCAAUUAACCAAAUUCAAAUUUUAUGAAACACUCUAAACCACCUGUGGGCAUAAAAACGAGUCGGAGGGCAUAUGUGAAUUUGUGAUUUAACAAUGACGGCCGCACUCAAACUUCGAUGUUUCCAGCGUGUUUGCAAAAACCUUCCAUGUACAGCUUUUAUGCUGCAUUAUAUUCUCUUUGAGAUAUGGUUUUGGCAGGCCAUAAAAAUGUAUUUCUAGCUAGAGAUGGUUGGCGGACCGCACACAUAGGGUUUUAAAGUUUUUUUUUGUUUUUUUUUUUGCGGCAGGAACUUUAAUCACCGGUGCAAGCUGCAUUUUGCUCGCUGGUGCUCUAAACUAAGUGAAUAAAAAACAAAUCCUGGUUUUAACUUACACUUUUUAGCACAGUCGAAUGUUAUUUGCCUUAAUACGUAGGGACACAUGACAACAUUACAGUAGGCGUGCAAUACUGUUGUAUGUCUCUCUAUAACUAAUAACUUUUUAGAGUUGGUCCAUUAUUUUUAAUGUUUCCUUAUAAAUAUAAAAACUGACAACGAAAUUGAUUUAUUAUACCGUAUUUAUAUUAGCAGUGUUCCAAUGGGGCCUCAAUCAUCGCAACAAAAUGAUUAAGUCUUUUAACUUUUUAAAAAGUAAUUGAUGCAACAUAAUUUACGAAACAUGUGGAGCAGCAUGUAAGGCGUUGGUCUUUAAGUCAGAUAGGCGGGGGUUCAAGACAGAUGCUCGUCACACGCUCGUCACACUAUUGAGUAAAGAUGUUUACCUGUUAUGUUAGGAGGUGAAUGAUUCGUAAUGAAAUUAGUAGUGCUGAUUACACACGUAACUAGGAAUAUUUCCCAGGGAGCUGAGGAGGUUGUACGUUGUGUAUGAUUGAUUUUGUAUCCAAUGACCCAGAGAAAAAGCGCCUAGGCUAGUAUUCUUGAUAUGUGCGCCAUAUAAAUCCUUUUAAUUGAAAAUAAAACAAAAACAAAAAAAAAAUUUAAAUAUGCACAGAAAUAUUAUUAACAAAAUUAUUUUUAACGAUAUAGAUAUACAGUAGCCUAUUUAGCCUUAAUAUUCAUAAAUGUUCUAAGGUGGUGAGGGAUGCCUAUAAUAAUUCAGUGUUUUCAGAUUUAAUAUUCAAAUGUUCUAUGGUAGCAAGGGUUGGCUAUAACCAGUUUUUUUCAGCCUUAAUAUUCAAAGUUCUGUGGUAGGGAUGGGUCUGAAAUAUACCUCCUGUAAAAUAAUUUACUGGAAUGCAUGGCCUACAACAUUUCCUCACCCCUUGGUUCAAGGACUAGGCUUUAAGCCACUGACCAUGAAUGGAUUGCCGUAUGGAUAGAUAAAAUAUGUACCAUGUUAAUGCAGCUUUAAAAUGUUGAUACAUGUAAUGCAUGCUGUGUGAAAGGGUACCACCUGAUGCAUGUGGAUGCAAAUCAGUUGAAAGAAUACUGUGUGAUUGUGUAUAUAGUGCAUACCUUGUGACAGCGUACUAUUUGAUGCACACUAUAUGAAUGUGUAUUAUAUAGUACAUACCAUAUGAAUGCAUCCCUUGUGAUGCAUACUAUUUGAAUGCAUACCAUGUGAAUGCGUAUAUCAUGUGAAUGCGUAUACCAUGUGAAAGCAUACCAUGUGAUAAUACCAUAUGAAUGUGUAGUGCGUACCGUGUGAAUGCAUACCAUGUGAUGCAUACCUUGUGAUUGCAUACUGUGUGAAUGCAUACCAAAUGAAUGCAUGACAUGUGAAUGCAUACUAAAUGAAUGCAUACCAUGUGAAUACAUACCAUACAAUGAAUGCUGUUUAAACGCAUGUCAUGUGAAUGAGUGUCGUGUGAAUGCAUACCUUGUUAUAAUACUUACAAUGCACUGAAUGCUGUGCAAAUGUAUACCAUCUGAUGUGAUGAGUAACGUGUGAAUGCACGCCUUGUGAAUGUGUAGUUACGAUGAAAGUGUACCCAUCAUUCAUCUUAUGUGAAUGCAUAUCAUGUGAAUGUGAUUAUAUAUUACACAAUUUUCAACCAUUUUAUCCACAUUGUUUUAAAACUAAACCAAGAUCUAUCUAGGAAUUUGAAAUAUAAUUAAGAAACGGUUAGAAUUAACAGUGUGUGUUAUUGAUAAACGAUGUACUAUUUUUUUUAGUGAAACCCAGAAUCAUCUACCACCAUAUAUUUGACAUAGUAAUAAUUACCAACAAAUUAAUAAAUGCAUGCCACCAUAAGCAAAUGCUGUGCCGUGGUUAUGUUAUACAUAUGAUUCAGAUAUUUUGAAUAUGAAAGAAAUUAUUUAUUUGAAGAGUUAUAUGAUAUGUGCAAUGCUGAGUUACAUUCAAAUUACAAUAGUAAUUAUUAUUAAUAGAAUUAUUAAUUAUUUUUUAUUACAAUAAUACUAUUAUUUCAUUAUUAUUUUUACUAAUAUUUUUGUCAUCAUAUACACGUUUGCAUCAGCGGCAGUGGCGUAUCUAGGAGGUGCGGUAAUGAUUUAAUGGGGGGGGAGGGCAAUGAUUUAAUGUUGGGGGUGGCGGGCGAUAGGUAGUGAAAAAGGAUAUGUGAUUUUUAAGUAGUAAGAGUAUUUUUGUUCGCUUCAGACAUUUUCUCACCUCACUAAGAGUGGGGAGAGAGCAUGCGCGCCGCUAGAUAUUUUACUGAUCAGCGCAUGUACGUGCCUUGCAGACUACAGCAGGUCUAUAAUACCAGCUCGCGUUGGUGUUAUAAUUGCUAUUAUUUGUUUAUUAUUAUUUAUUUAUAUAGGCCUAUUGUUAUAAGAAUAUUUACCAUCUGAUAGUUCCAUGUUAAUGCAUACCAUUUCGUUAGUACGUUAUUAAUGCGGUAUAAAUUUUAUUAUUAUUAUUAUUAUUAUUAUUAUUAUUAUUAUCAUUAUUAUUAUUAUCAUUAUUAUUAUUAUUAUUAUUAUUAUUAUUGAUAGCCUUACUCCGCCUUUGAUAAAUUACUUUGAAAUUGGCGUUAUAGAAAUGUUUAUAUAUUAUUAUAAGUAGUACAGUGUGACUACAUACCAUCUCACCAUGUACCAUCAUACAUGCAGGUAGUAUGUAAUCACACGUACAGAUGUAGUACAGGUACCAGUGUAACACCGGUUGUGUUUUUUAUUUUGAUAAUGAUUGUAAUCCUUAAAUUAGAUAUUAUGUUAUAACCAGUUUUAUAAUUAUAUUUUGGUAAUUAUUUGUAGGAAAAUAUAAUUUUAUUUGCAAAUAACCUUAGAUUGAACUGUCUUCCGCAUAUAAUAAUAAUAAUAAUUUUUGCAUACCGACCUACCUGUGUGUCUCAUCGCAUUGUUAAGUACUAAUUCUCGAAAAAUUAUGUACAAGUUUAGAUAGAUUUUAAAAGAGGUUACUCUUUAUUCUUGACUUGUACAGUAGAAGACAUGCUAAAACUAAUGGUUGGAGUCGUUAGAACAAGAGUAAUUUGAUGUGUAAAAGUCGCCUUACAUUUUACCUUUGUAAAACUACAUUCCCUGGAUAAAUAGUAGGGCUAACCAUCGUCCAUGUUAACAAAUAAAGUAAUGCGGAAUGAAAAAUAUA